Molecule: messenger RNA, 1212 nt
Organism: Coniophora puteana RWD-64-598 SS2
Lineage: Eukaryota; Fungi; Basidiomycota; Agaricomycetes; Boletales; Coniophoraceae
Product: P-loop containing nucleoside triphosphate hydrolase protein
Exons: 5
Coding region: 1-1212 (403 amino acids)
Cellular component (GO): nucleolus
Molecular function (GO): GTP binding
Source: RefSeq, a predicted model, not a curated record
AUGGCCGCGGAACCGACGUUGGCCUCGCUAGCUGCUCUGGCGUCCACGUCCGCCGCGCUUGGGGAGGACGCGUGGGCGGACCCGUCGUCUUCGCUGCGGACCAAGGAGCAGGUCAGGAGGCAUUACGUGCGUCAGCUGCACAAGGUCAUCGACGAGAGCGAUAUUGUCGUGCUCGUGCUCGAUGCGCGCGAUCCGGAUGGGUGCCGGAGCCGGUUGGUCGAGGAGGAGGUGAGGAGGAAGGAGAGUGAGGGGAAGAGGUUGGUGUUUGUGUUGAAUAAGAUUGAUCUCGUUCCACGGGACAACGCGGAGCAGUGGCUAAGGCAUCUGAGGCAUUCGGCGCCGACGCUGCCGUUCCGCUCGGCGACGUCGAAUCAGCGGUCGAAUUUGUCGUCGACGACGGCGCCGGCGCUGCUGAGGCUGCUCAAGGCUUACAAGCCGUCGGCGAAGAGCGUGACGGUCGGUAUCGUCGGAUUCCCCAAUGUCGGGAAGAGCAGUCUGAUCAACUCUCUCAAAAGGUCUAAGGUCUGCAGCGUUGCAGCUCAGCCAGGACACACCAAGGACUUGCAGUCCAUUCAACUCGAACGCGGUAUUCGUAUCAUUGACUCGCCAGGAGUCGUUUUCGACGAUGACACCGACACGAAGAGCGCUCAGAAGACUAGUAUUCUUCUCAGGAACGUGGUCAAGGUUGAGGAUGUCGACGAUCCUAUCGCCGUUGUGGAGGAGAUUCUCGCACGAACGGCGGAGGAAACGGUACAGAAGAUAUACAACGUCCCGCAGUUCUCCUCUACGAUCGAGUUUCUGACUAUGCUGGCGCUGAGUAGCGGACGACUGCUCAAGGGCGGAACUCCAGAUGUCCUGGCAGCGGCCCGGCACGUCCUGAUGGACUGGAACCACCAAAAGAUUCCAUACAUGAGCACACCGCCCGUCGUGCACCCGUCGUUGGUGCCGGCGACCAUGGCAGGAUCUGAGACCGUCGCUCCGGGAGCGGAAGCCACGGGCCAAGCGCAGAUCCUCAACGAGCUGUCGAAGCCGUUCGAACUCGCGGGUUUUUUCGGUGCUGCGGACGCUGGGGCGUUUGGCGGGGACGCUGCGGAUCAGGAGAUGGAGGAGGACGGGGGGUUUGUGCCGGACCAGGAGGAGCAGAUGGCGGAGGAUGUCGUUGAUGAUGGGUUAGUUCUCCCCGAGGAUUCUACGUUUGAGGAGUCUGACUGA